Messenger RNA from Osmia lignaria (orchard mason bee), 1909 nucleotides. RefSeq names its product mitotic spindle positioning protein meduse (gene mdu). The record is from RefSeq and is a predicted model, not a curated record. NCBI's taxonomy places the organism in Eukaryota, Metazoa, Arthropoda, Insecta, Hymenoptera, Megachilidae.
CUAACGCAUCUUACGAUUUGCAUUGAAUGAGAUCGUUCUCUUCGCGUGAGAACUCUUGCUAAACCGAUAAAAAAACGUUCGAAUCGCCUUUUCUGUAUAACGCAGGGGAACGAACUGAAUUUCAUGGAUGAAAGAAAUACCGCGGUUAAAGUACAGUAAUUGUUCUACUUAACGUCUAAUUUAUGAACAACACUAGGAGUUUUAAUCUAUUACUAUUCGGUGAAAUAUUUUAUUCAGUAAAAAUGCGAAGUAAUGUCAAUAAAAAAUAUUUAUCUUAAAUUGUAGAAAAGAAGAUAUUUCGAAUCAGAAUCUUAUCGUUAUUUAUUGUCUAGUGAGUCACCUGAGAGGCUCGUUGAAACGAAAUUCGCCACGCGAUCAUCUGUCGAUCGGUAAUAAAAUUGACCUUGAUUUUCAUACACGUUUCCUCGUUUCAAAGCGUUAAAUGAAAAAUAUUCUUUAUUAAUGUCUCUCUUCAACCAGUCAGUGAAAAUCAAACAACAGUCAUCGAUUGCGAUAUCAAUUGAUAAAACUAGAUUAAGAACGGUCAGCGUAGAUAAAGCGUAAACUAACAGUUCGAUUGUUCGUUGAAACAAAGUCCGACAAGACACGGAUUCGUGUUACCCGUUCGGCGGAGCAUAGGUUGGAACAGCUGAAGAAGGCGACUGACAGAAUACAGAAAGAGAUCGAAGAGGUCACGGAGAGGGAGCACGAGCUGAGGAACGUGGGCAGCAUUAAAACCACAUCCCACGAGACGGUUGAUUCCAAGGUACGACGAAUGCCGCAAGCUUUAACUUCAGGAAAGUUAAAGAGGACAACGUCCACCCCGCAAAUUCUGGAAGCAGUUAGUUUAACUCCAUCGACACCACCUUUAACACCAAAGAUGACGAACGGAGUGAUAUCCAGUCGCACAACACCGACACCUUUACGUUUCGCGACAGCGCCCAGCCAAAAAGGGUUGAUGCAUAGGUUUCUGGCUACCCGAGGGAAAAUUUACAAACCGAAAUCCACUGUUAACGACACACUGACACCACCUACCACGCCUACUAUCACACUGAACCCAUUGAGUAUUAAAGCUUUCAACAAGAGUCUGGAAAUUCAAUUUGAACCAGACGACGAACCUAAGAAGCCGCCGGUCAGGAAAGGAUACGUUCCGGUGGAAGAAAAAAUUCAGAAAGAAUUGCAUGAAAUGAAAGAGCGAGAAAAUGAGCUCAGAUUAAUGCGGUCGCAGAUGCUGGCGAAAUCUCAACCAAAUUUAUUAGAUAUUGGUAAUGACAAUGAUUCGGACAUAUAUGAUGGUUCGAGCUCUUUAAGAAGUGGCACCUCGUCUAACACUUUAAAUGAGGAUGAAGUAGAAAAGGAAGCUAAAGGAAAGCACAAGCCUAAUCCACGACGUCGAAGCACCCUCAUCGCGCAAUGGGAAAAUUUGAUAGCUGCAAAAAAGGAAUCGAACGAUAAGAACAAUGAGAACGAUUUAAAUUUCUAAAAAGUUUCUACGCAUUGUAAAAACUAAACAAUCAAUUUCUAUCAUCGUUCUUUGAAAGUCGCUAACGGGUAUGGUAAGAUCAGCUGAAACAUUUCCAUUACCCUCAGCAUUCAAACCUAACACAGUACCACCCUUACCAUACUGAUAUUUAUCAGUCUGAUAAAACAACCUUUUUCAUAUCAGUAUGUAACUCACCAUAAGUAUAAUACGAUAAGCAUAUAAUGUUUUAUUCUUAAAAUAAUUAUACGCAUCAUGCAUUUUCGGGCGACGCAACAAUGCAUGUCACGAUUUAUAAAAAUACUUAACAACAGGCACACCAAUACACGUAUUAAGCGAAAACUUAUCAUAAUGACGAUCGAUGUAUCUACCGCAGUGUUGUUGUCGGUGUCCAUAUCAGUUCCAGUAAAAUCCAUAAUUUAAUCAAAA